Molecule: messenger RNA, 1490 nt
Organism: Tribolium castaneum (red flour beetle)
Lineage: Eukaryota; Metazoa; Arthropoda; Insecta; Coleoptera; Tenebrionidae
Gene: Rbsn-5
Product: Rabenosyn-5
Exons: 3
Coding region: 55-1359 (434 amino acids)
Molecular function (GO): metal ion binding
Source: RefSeq, a predicted model, not a curated record
AUUACGUUGUCAAAUGUCAAUUAAACGUCAGUUUGACAUGUUUGUAAAGCGAUAAUGGCUGAAGCAAAUUUGAUAAAAGAGGGCUUCUUGUGCCCCAUUUGCCACAAAGACUUGCGUUCCCCGAACAAUCUGAUUGCCCACUUCCAAGACUUACAUUCCGAAGAACAAGACAUCCUAAAAUCCAUCAAAGAUUUGUACGGCAAAGCCAAGAAAAAGAUAUUAAAACUUGACGAACAAGACUUGGAAGUUUUCAAAAAUGAAAUCACCUUAGAAAAGUAUUAUUUAGAGAUAAGUGAGCCGCAAGAACCCGGUCAGAUCCGGAGUCACACUGAUUAUUUCAAAGCCGUUCGUAGAGAACGACUCGAUCAUCGAACCACCGAAACUAAUAAACUUAUUAUUAGGUUGGAUAGGUUGUUGAGGUUCUAUGGGUCGGAUCGUAAACAGCAAGAGCAGGAGUUGGUGGCUUGGUUGGAUGGUUCCACAGUGACACGCUGUCCUUCAUGUGCGUCUAGUUUUAAUAUUACAAGGAGACAGCACCAUUGUAGGUUAUGUGGAAGCAUUAUGUGCAACGCGUGUUCCUAUUUUUUGCCAUAUGAGACGGCUCAAGCGAUAGUUGCCCCCGUUCACAACGUGGACGUAAACAACCGGGAGCAAGUCCAAGGUAAGGAACCAGACAGCCUCCGUAUUUGCAACCAUUGCCUCGACAUGCUCGAGAGUCGCAGACGCGUGCAACUCGAACAAAUGAGACAACCAAUAAUUUGCCAAUUGUACAACCACCUACAAAACCUCAAAUCCCAAACUCAGAGCUCCGUUGAUUUGUAUUUAAAAAUGUACAAUUCCCUAACGUCCGGUGAGACCACGUUUCAACUGCAAGACACUCAAUCUUUAAGGGCUUCAAUUGCCAAAAAAGCCGAAUCAAUUGAUAUUUUGAGUAAAAAAAUCGCAUCCUUGCCUGUGGACGAAGAAACGCCUAAAGUCGAACUACUACAAAAUAGUAUAAGACGGGGGACUUCUCAUUACAUUAAAGACUAUUUAUUAACACUACCAGCGCCCCCUUCUGUCCAAGAACUCGAGAGAAUUAAACGCGAACGCUCUCUGAGGAACACUGAAGAGGAGAAUCAAUUGGCAGUCAAAACGAACAUAAAAAGAGUGACAGUGACCACAGGUUGGUCACCUGCAGCUGUGAGUAAUGAAAAUACCGAAACUGAGGACCCGCUAAUUGAGCAAAUGAAUAUUGUGCGGAAUUAUAUUGACCAAGCACGGAAAGCGCAACGAUUUGAAGAAGUGGCCUCGCUUCAGGAGAAUUUAAAAAUGUUGAAGGAGACAUACAAACAGCAACAAUUGACGAGAGAUAGCUAAAUAAAUUAACCCAUUUUUUGGAACUUGGUGCUGAACAAAUAUGAAAUACUGUAAUUAUUUAUUAACUGCAUGUUCACUAGUCACACUAUUGCACUGUAUCUAUUAUUAUUUACCAAAAUAUAUUUUUAAUU